Molecule: messenger RNA, 692 nt
Organism: Drosophila busckii
Lineage: Eukaryota; Metazoa; Arthropoda; Insecta; Diptera; Drosophilidae
Exons: 3
Coding region: 79-651 (190 amino acids)
Source: RefSeq, a predicted model, not a curated record
AUUUUUAAUUUUGUUGAGUUCAGUGUCAGAUCGUGCGUAAAAUUAUUUGGAAUUUAUUAAAAAUUACUACAGCUAACAAUGCCCGAGGAGGCGACAUAUCCCAAAAUCAAAAUACUCUUUGUUAAUAUCAUUGCCAUUUUAUAUAAAGCAACUGCACUUAAUGUUAGCCGAUUGCAUUUGGAUAUGCGUGAGGUGAAGCAAUUGGUGCACAUGUCCAAGCAGGAGAUUUGGAUGCGACAAAUGUUUAUAUUUCUUAUAUCUGGGCUGCUGCUCAUACGUUUCUUGCUUUGCUUUGUGGGCCUGGUGACCAACAUUGUGGCCAUCUAUCCUAUAUUGACCAACUCACAACCGGAGCUAUUGAUGCCCAGCAUAUUUGUGCAGCUCUUCGAUAAUGUCAUUCUGAAUAUCUAUGAGAUUGUGUUGGGCUAUGCUGCAGUUCGCUUUCUACAGCCCGAAGGAUUAGCAGUGUUUGCCAUAUUUCUAACCAAAAUGUUUAUUAAAACAAGCUGCUGCAUAUCUGUGCUCAACAUUUACUCGGACAAGCAUCAUCAGCUGACAACGCCCAGUCUGUCCUCGACGGAGUCCAGCCAUGAAAGUCUGCAUAGGGAUAGCAGCCAAGAGUUUGAAUUGGUUCACAUGCUUUAUCGUUAAAUAAAAUUCCAAGUCUGUUUACUCUGUUCACUCACCGGUGG